AAACAAAAUUUAAAGACUCAACACAUUUGUGUUUGACUUAUCAAAUAAACUUGAGUUGUCACCUGAUGGAGCCUUCUAGUGGUGAACAACCGUAUGAUGACCCUGAUGUUGGAAACAAAACUCAAGAUCCAGAAAACAAAAGGCAGCAUGAAUCUGAACAAAAGCUGUCAAAAAUUACCUACAAUGCCUUGGAGAACAUUAAUGUAAUUGGUCAAGGUUUGAAGCACCUCUUCCAGCAUCAGCGUAGGAGGUCGUCAGUAUCUCCACAUGAUGUUCAACAAGCUCAGGUUGAUAUGGAACCUGAAACAGAAUUGGAAAACCAAAACACCUGCUGUGCUGAAAUUGAUGGUAUUUCUACCCACCCUACAGCUCUGAAUAGAGUUCUCCAACAAAUCAGAGUGCCACCUAAAAUGAAGAGAGGAACAAGCCUUCAUAACAGACGGGGCAAGUCAGAUCCUCCAAAAGGAAGUCCUCAGAUCAACAGGAAGUCUGUCCAAGAUAUUAAUUCAGGCCGUCCCAGAUCCUCAUCUACUACUGAUGCUCCAUCUAAUUUAUCAAUUCUGGAGAUGGCCUCUCCUAUCUGCUUAGCUGGUGAAGAAGUUGGAUCAGCAGAUCGGAUCGAACGAUUAGAUGUAAGUAGCCUAGCACAAACAACUAACGCAGUGGCAACAAGCACAGACUGCAGUAUCAAUGCAGAUUCUGUUGAUGGAACACCAGAUCCACAACGCACAAAAGUGGCCAUCACUCAUCUGCAGCAGAAAAUACUGAAACUCACAGAGCAAAUCAAAAUAGAGCAAACAGCCCGGGAUGACAAUGUAGCCGAAUACCUGAAAUUAGCCAAUAAUGCUGACAAGCAGCAGAGUGCCCGGAUUAAGCAGGUGUUUGAGAAAAAGAACCAGAAGUCAUCCCAGACAAUCCUCCAGCUGCAGAAAAAGCUAGAGCACUAUCAUCGGAAGCUGCGGGAGAUUGAACAGAAUGGUAUUCAUCGACAGCCCAAAGAUGUCUUGAGGGACAUGCACCAGGGGCUAAAGGAUGUAGGAGCAAAAGUCACUGGCUUCAGUGAAGGAGUAGUAGAUAGCGUUAAAGGUGGACUUUCCAGCUUUUCCCAAGCAACUCAUUCGGCAGCUGGAGCCGUUGCUUCUAAACCUCGGGAAAUUGCGUCGCUCAUUAGAAACAAGUUUGGAAGUGCCGACAAUAUUGCUAAUCUGAAGGAUGCUUUGGAAGAAAGUCAAGAAGACGGGACCGGAGGAAAGACUUUAGGUGUUCAUAACUUUCAGUCGAGCCCAAAAUAUGGCAGUGAGGAAGACUGUUCCAGUGCUACAUCAGGCUCAGUGGGAGCCAAUAGCACUCCAGGAGUCCAGUUGGGAGCACCAAGCUCCAGAUCGAACACUCUGGAAAUGCAAAGCUCAGCGUUUGAUGCGAUAUUGCAUGAGAUUCAAGAGCUCAGAGAGGUUCAAGUACGACUGGAGGAAUCCUUUGAAGAUCUCAGAGUUCACUACCAGCGAGAUUAUUCCUUGAUAAUGCAGGCUCUACAGGAAGAAAGAUACCGAUGUGAGCGACUAGAAGAGCAGCUGAAUGACCUGACUGAACUUCAUCAGAAUGAAAUCCUCAACUUAAAACAAGAAUUGGCCAGCAUGGAGGAAAAAAUAGCUUACCAGUCCUAUGAACGAGCCAGAGACAUCCAGGAGGCCCUGGAAGCCUGCCAGACCAGAAUCUCCAAGAUGGAACUGCAACAGCAGCAGCAGCAAGUUGUCCAGUUGGAGGGCCUUGAAAAUGCCACUGCCAGAAACCUUCUGGGCAAACUAAUAAACAUCCUUUUAGCUGUGAUGGCUGUCCUGUUGGUGUUUGUCUCCACCGUGGCCAACUGCGUGGUCCCCCUGAUGAAGACUCGCAGCAGGACGUUCAGCACUUUCUUUGCCAUGGUCUUCAUUGCCUUUCUGUGUAAGCACUGGGACGCCAUUACCAGCUACUUGGAACGCUUCUUUUCACCCCCCAGAUGAUGACAAGAACGGGCCGUUGCCUCGCCCACUUGGCAAGGAAGUGCAUCAAACUUAGUCGUCAGUUCCUUCCUCCACUGAAGAUGUUAACAUGUCCGAGUGUGAAUUUGUUUACAGUUAAAAUAAUAUUUUCUCUCUGAGACAUAUUGGCAAUAGUGAGGGUUUUUUUUAGAAUUUAUUAAAGAACUUUUUUUUUUUGUCAAAAAUCCUGAACAGUUUUUAUGUAGCACGGUUCUCUUUGGAUGCAAAUCUUAAUAUUCUGUAUGUGUACAGAGAUAAAACACAAAUCUGGAGCACACCAAUGAGCAAAUUAAAUUAUGGCUCAACUACUGUACUAAACCUGGUCGGAAGAGGAAAAGACAAUUACAUAAAUUCUAACAAAGAUAAUCCGGUGCAUAACGAUACUCUGAUUAUCCUACAAUGCUACUGUGAAACCUGACCACAUUCUGUGUCUGAAUGUAUAGCUUCAGGAUGGCUUUCUCUAGUGAAAGACCAAUGCAAUACAUGGAACUUUCUGGAUCUCUUCCUGGGUUUGCCUCUUCUGCUGUUAAACUUUCUGGCUAGAUAUAUGAAGUGGAUUAGUUCUACUGUGUACAGUUCCUGCACAGUUGUACUACAGUAUUUUGAAGUAGCCCUUUGACUAUUUUAAGCAAAAGCCCUUGGUUGCACUUUGACUGUUUUUUAAUGUAUGUAUAGUCACAGAUUUAAAAAUCCAAAUGGCAUACUUGAAGAGUGUAAUACUCAAAACUCUCAGUGCUUCCUUAUUGUUUCUAAUAGGAUUUUUUAUUCUUAUUGGGGAUUGUUUUUGAACUUAAUGGUUGAGAGCAUCAUCUCUCUUUCUCUCUCUUGCUCUCUUUGAAUAAAGAAGUGACGUUCGUAAAUGAAGAAGCGUGUGAAUAAAUAUGAGCUACCGUGUUCUGAGAUGAUUUGGAAGGUUGCAGAUAAUGUUUAAUGUAUCUCAAGUGCAAACCUGUUCAAAUGUGAUCUGUUUCCUCCUUAACUUCCAGACCUCGCAUUAACAAAACAGAUGAUCUGAUCCCUCCAGCCAGUUCAUAUACCCUUUGCUUUGUUUGGAAGUAAAUGAGGAACUGAAAAUGUUGUUCCUGGUCCUGUUGUGUCUGGACCAGGUAUUUUGAAUCCUGGUUUAUUUUAAGAAAAAUGAGCAGGAAGUUUUGAAAGCAUGAGUGAGUGAGCUGUUCUGAGAAGAAAACUAGGCAGUCUUAAUAUCAAUAAUAAAUAGGACUUAAACUUUUAAGUUUAGGCUCCUCCAUGCCAAAGUUGGAGUGGUAGCUAAGAUAGAUUACAGUCGGUCAGCUUCAGAUCUAUCGUAAAGUUACCCUGUGUCUGUUAAGGAAGGCAUAAAUGCUUAAGGAAGCAUCAAGUCAUUAGGCCAAUCCUUUAAAUAGUACCUGAGUUAAUGUGUUAUUCAAAUAAGCCCUUGGGAACUGAAACCAAAGCUGUACUACUAACAGACUACUAACAGUGUUCAUGCUGUUGGUACUUUUUUAUAUUUAGAGUCAGCCUCUUCAACCUCCUUGUGUUCCCCAUAUAGGACAUGAUGAAACCUCUUGCAUUAGUAAGAUUUGGUGGCAGCUGAGCAUUGUCAAGAAAUAGGGAAACAAAAGAGCAAGUGAACUGUAUCACACACAC
This is a messenger RNA of Protobothrops mucrosquamatus (brown spotted pit viper), 3647 nucleotides long. It is a transcript of the gene TMCC1, whose product is annotated as transmembrane and coiled-coil domain family 1. The coding region runs from base 66 to 2000 and encodes 644 amino acids. Gene Ontology annotation, cellular component: endomembrane system. The transcript has 4 exons. Lineage: Eukaryota; Metazoa; Chordata; Lepidosauria; Squamata; Viperidae. The record is from RefSeq and is a predicted model, not a curated record. Gene Ontology annotation, biological process: endosome fission; endosomal transport; endosome membrane tubulation.